Molecule: messenger RNA, 1743 nt
Organism: Cephus cinctus (wheat stem sawfly)
Lineage: Eukaryota; Metazoa; Arthropoda; Insecta; Hymenoptera; Cephidae
Gene: WRNexo
Product: Werner Syndrome-like exonuclease
Exons: 7
Coding region: 626-1426 (266 amino acids)
Biological process (GO): nucleobase-containing compound metabolic process
Molecular function (GO): 3'-5' exonuclease activity; nucleic acid binding
Source: RefSeq, a predicted model, not a curated record
UUAAUGAUUAUUAUACACUGAUCUGUACAUACCGAAUUAUAAUCCUUUUUUUAGAUUUUUAUUUAGGUUGCUGGGGUAAUCGUGGAAUGGAGAGGCGAAAUGGUAUGGAAUCAUCAUCAAAUCGUAAUUAUCUUAAUUCGUGAGAUUUUAUUUCAAGUGAAAAGGGAAUUUGAUGCCGAUACGCUCUAUUGAACUGGGCUCGUGCAAUUCGGUACUGUACAGUGUAAAUAGUCUGAUAAAUGGAAUUAAUGCGUUUAUCCUAACGUGAAUCUUAACAGACGCCAAUAGGUCCAAUCAACUUAAGUAAUUAUAUUCUAAUGGGGAAUAUGAUUAGAGAUAUCAAUGUGUCUCCAAUGGUUUUAUUAGUGAUUUAGUUGAUUCAUCAGUUAAUAUUGUACAAUAUACAUGUGCUAGGACCUUUUGUGGAUUUUUAUUAGACGGUCCUGAAAAUGUUCAAUCUGUGUAUACACAUACUAUUAUACUUUUAUUGGCGGGAAAUGCCAAGUGACCUACGGAGUGGAGCCGUUACACAGCUGAAUAAGGGAACUUCAAAAUUUGUUCUAAAACCACAGAUCAGCGUUAUCUUGUGAAACAUUGUGAGUAAAAUUCGUUUUUGCUAUUAGUUAUGAUGCAGACACGGAACGCAAACUAUCCUUAUACGCGAAAAACGAACAAGAAUGCUGUUAAAGAAGAAAGUAAACUUCUAAGACGAUCACCAAGAAACAAUCCGGAUUUAUUGAAGGAAAAGGUAGAGCAACAAAUUUCAUACAAGGAACCUGAUAUAUCCACCCUGCCGUCCAUUGUAUUUAAAGGAAUUAUUAAUUAUGUCAAUGAUUUUUAUGGCUGUGCCAUUGUCUCUGACGGUAUCAUACAUGAGGUAGAGAGCAGCAAGGAUGAUAUUGUACCUAUAGGAUUUGAUUUAGAAUGGCCUUUUAGUUUUCAAACAGGCAGUGGAAAGACAGCACUGGCUCAGAUUUGUCUUUCUGACAAAGUUUGUCAUCUGUUGUAUCUCUACGACUUGCAAAAAUUACCUGCAGCUCUCAUUGUGCUGUUAAAACAUCCAAAAGUUAGAUUAGUCGGUGUCAACAUUAAAAAUGAUGUUUGGAAACUUGGACGAGAUUUUAAAGAGUUUCCUGCAAAGCAAGUUGUAGAGAACAAUUGUAUUGAUUGUGGUCCAUUUGCAAAUAGCAUCCUAAAGCGUUCCUGCCGUUGGAGUUUGCAAAAACUAACGGCGUAUUUGUUACAGAAAAAAAUCAGCAAAGAUCCCAGCGUACGAAUGAGCAAGUGGCAUAUUCAGCCGCUCAGCAAAGAACAGAAAGCUUAUGCAGCAACAGACGCCUACGUCUCAUUGCUGCUUCAUCAAACAAUUCAAAAAAAGGCCGAUGAACUCGCUCUCAAAUUAGAAAAGGAAAAUUAUGAAAUUUGAUUGAAUUUGAUCACGAGUAAGAUAAAAGUUAAUACUUCCGACUGAGUACAAAUUAAAAUACAUUUCUAAAAUGAGUGAGAAAGUAGUAAAAGUACUAUGGGCUGGUAGACUGGGUUAUGGAGUAGGACUUCGUCUGCAAAAAGCAUUGACCUCUCAUCAUAAUGACACAAAUUUAAAUAUGGCAGUACGAAAUACUUUAGUUCUAGUAGAACACAAUCCCGUGUACACAAUUGGAAUACGAACAACAGGCUAUACUCAGGAAGAUGAAGAUAAGCUGAGAAAACUUGGUGCAGAGUAUUAUAAGACAAAUAGAGGAG